This is a messenger RNA of Cyprinodon variegatus (sheepshead minnow), 2190 nucleotides long. RefSeq names its product receptor-type tyrosine-protein phosphatase U-like. The coding region runs from base 42 to 1436 and encodes 464 amino acids. The record is from RefSeq and is a predicted model, not a curated record. The transcript is spliced from 10 exons. NCBI's taxonomy places the organism in Eukaryota, Metazoa, Chordata, Actinopteri, Cyprinodontiformes, Cyprinodontidae. Gene Ontology annotation, biological process: protein dephosphorylation. Gene Ontology annotation, molecular function: protein tyrosine phosphatase activity.
CUGCAGGCCCCAAGCAGGAGAAGAUCUAUGAAUUUUGGCGAAUGGUUUGGCACGAGAAUUGCUUCAGCAUUGUUAUGCUUACCAAACUGGUUGAAGUCAAUAGGAUGAAAUGCUGUAAAUACUGGCCCGAUGACAUGGAAAUGUAUGGUGACAUUAAAGUAACACUAUUGAAGACAGAAACCCUGGCAGAGUAUACGGUCCGCACCUUCGCCAUGGAGAGGAGAGGUUACCCUGCCAAACAUGAGGUGUGCCAGUUCCACUUUACUUCCUGGCCUGAGCAUGGCGUGCCCCAUAAUGCCACUGGCUUGUUGGCUUUCCUCCGUCAAGUUAAAGCCUCAACCCCCCCCGAUGCCGGACCUGUUGUCGUCCACUGCAGUACGGGGGCAGGUAGGACAGGUUGCUACAUUGUGCUGGAUGUCAUGCUGGAUAUGGCCGAAUGUGAAGGAGUUGUGGACAUCUACAACUGCGUUAAGACCCUUUGCUCCCGUCAUAUAAACAUGAUCCAGAAUGAAGAGCAGUACGUGUUCAUCCAUGAUGCCAUCCUUGAGGCUUGUCUUUGUGGGGAAACCUCCAUCCCUGUGUCAGAGUUUGCUCUGACCUACAAAGAAAUGCUGAAAGUUGAUUCUCAGAGCAACACAUCACAACUGAAAGAGGAAUUUCAGACUCUGAACUCUGUCACCCCUCACCUGGAUGUAGAGGGCAGCAUCUCUUUGAUGCCAACGAAUAGAGAGAAGAACCAGAGUAUGGACAUUCUGCCUCCAGAUCGCUCUCUGGCCACAGAGGGUGAGAGCAGCAACCGUAUCAAUGCAGUGCUCGCCAACAGCUUCCUCCAGCCUGCUGCCUUUGUGGUGAUGCCGCAUCCGCUGCCUAACACCACCACUGACUUCUGGAGGCUCAUAUAUGACUACGACUGUACCUCUGUAGUGAUGCUGAACCAAUCCAAUUCUGCAUGGCCUUGUCUUCAAUAUUGGCCUGAGCCUGGAAUACAGCAGUUCGGGUCUGUGACUGUGGAGUUUUUGUCCAGGACUGCAGAUGAGGACGUUAUUAUCCGUCUGUUCCGGAUACAGAAUAUCACACAGCUUCAGAAGGGUCCGCUGCUCAUGAGGCACUUUCAGUUCCUUCGCUGGUCUCCAUAUCGUCAUGUGCCUGAUUCCAAGAAAGCUUUCCUUAGACUUUUGGCUCAGGUUCACAACUGGCAGAGAGAGUGUGGCGAAGGACGUACUGCUGUUCACUGCCUGGAUGGUGGUGGUCGGAGUGGUAUUUUCUGUGCCUGCACCAUAACCUUGGAAAUUAUUCGGCAUCACAGCAUGGUGGACGUAUUCUUUGCUGCAAAAUCACUGCGCAACUCAAUACCAAACAUGGUGGAGACAAUGGAACAGUACCAUUUCUGCUAUGAGCUGGUCCAUGAGUAUCUCAGCUGUUUGGAAGUCAGAUAGCAAAAAAUCUUUUUUUACUGAAUACCUUACCAAGGAAAGGGUCCAGAUCAAGGAUACUGCUUCCUCAGCGUUUUCCUUGCGCCUCAUUUCAUCACUCUUCUGUUUGGAUAUUUUGCCCCCAUGGGAUGAAAACGAGUUCAUCAACCCUAAGGCUCACAGAUUAUAACAUACCAUUCAAAAGAACCCACUCCUGCUUCUUCUCUGCACCUGAUUCAAGCCUUCCAGACAAUUGGACUUCAACAGGAGUGUUGUUGAUUUUAAUAAGAUGUCUGUCUAGGUAUCCUGGCUGAGAUCCUCUUUUUCCUGCCAUACUAUUAAUAAACAUUAAAGAAUGAACAGAUGCCAUUUAGUGACUGACUUUUUGUGUUUGUAACACUGUAAAAGGUGCAGUUUGCUGUUUUGUGUUGUGUGCUGUUUUGUGCAGUUUGCCCCCAGUGUUGUUCUGUACUGUGGUGAAAAGGAAUGCAGAAUUUUUGUUAAAAGUUGUUUUCACUUAAUUAGUUUCUGCCUUAAUUUUACUUUAUUUAUUUGUAUUUGUGGAUGUUUCUAUUAACUUUUCAGAUAUUUCUUGAUGUUUCUAAAGUCUUAUUAACCGUGCCAGUCUUAAUUGUUUCAAUAUAAUUUGUGACCCAAGUCUACUUCAAUAGAUUAGCGAAGAAUAUGAUGCUCUCUGGCUUUGUUUUAUGCAAUGUAUUUGAUUUUCUAAAUUGUCUAUAACACAGGGGAAGAAAUAAAAUAUAUGCUUUACAGCAGU